AUGACCACUCCUAAGCCCUCCGGUCUUCCCAAAUUCCCACCUCGUACUCGGAAUAGAUUGAUUGAUAUAUUCAAUGCCACGUUUUACCGAGAACACCCCUCCACGGACAAUCAUGACUCUGGUUCCAAUCCACCAUUAUACAGAGACUUGACCUUCUCCCUGCCCGCCGCCAUUCCGAAGCCCAAAGAAGACCCUUCGAAGACAAAGAAAUCAUGGAAUCGACGCUCACCACAUUGGGCUGUUAUCAGCCCAUCGGGUGCAAGCACAUUCCUUGAGAUCCUGCGGGGCUCAUAUAUUUCGGUUCCUCCCAAUUCACGAAAAUUCCCAUAUCUUUCAUCAGAAGAGAUAGAUCGUAAGGAUCACCGUCUUCGUGUACCAUCACGCGCAAUCCAAUAUGUGGGCUUCAAUGGUGGAAAAGGUCAAGCCUCUUCUGGCAGUAUCAGAGGAGCAUAUCUUAGUGCGCGGUAUGAGAGUCGAAGGGAAGAGACUGACUGGACGGUUUUGCAAUAUCUCAAAGGAGAGACAGAGUUGAACCCGGACGAGGCAACUUCUGCUGAAAGACAUGUGGACGACAAUCUCCUCAACAAAGUCAUGUCUGAUCUUCGCCUAUAUAAACUCGCAGAUAUGCCUGUCAGCAAUCUGAGCAAUGGACAAACUAGAAGAGCAAGGAUCGCAAAAGCACUCAUGGGCAAACCAGAACUUUUAUUGCUCGACGAACCAUUUAUGGGUUUGGAUCCUCCAACUUUAAUGACCCUCUCGCCGAUAUUGAGAGAUCUUUCCUACAAGGCUUCGCCGCUGUUGAUACUAGCAUUGCGGCCCCAAGAUCCAGUACCAGACUGGAUUACUCAUCUAAUAAUACUCGGACAGAAUCAUACGGUCGCAUUGAAAGACCAUAAGGAGCGUGUGUUUUUCGCCCUGCAAAGGUGGAGGGCAGCUGCCGACUCAGCUACGCCAAACAAAUUUGAUCUUCAACCAAUCCCUCAAGCAUAUAGCCAACUUAUGACGAAGCGCUUUGGCCCACCGCUCCAUGGAAUUGGUGAUAUCUUGACCGAGAAUGGGAUUGAAGAAUAUCCUGCCUUUCGAGAUUGGCGUGAUCCCGAAGUCCUUUCCCGCUAUCUUAAUGACAAUGGCACAGUCAGAGCCGACGUGGUUGAUCCAUACUGGAAGUCCAUUUUGACGGAAGCUACGCUGAUGGACCCCGGGAAAAUGCGUAAGAGUGAGCUCUUGGCACUUUCAGCAACCCUGCCGUUGGACUUCUAUGAUCGUCUUCCUGCUGCCGAAAAUGUGCAGGGAGAACCAACACCAGAACCCCCAUCGAUGAAGCCACAGCCUGAGAGGAAAAACUCGAUUGCUCAAGCGGUACCUCGCCAAAGUCAUGUACAACCUAGAGGAGAACCGUUGAUCGAGCUAUCCUCCGUUGUAGUCAGAUAUGGUAGCAAAACGGUUCUAGGUCACCAACCAGCAAGCUUAGACCCUCCUUCACCCGCUGGCCUGAACCAUACGGUCCGACAAGGCACACGCCUGGCGCUACUCGGCCCCAAUGGGUCGGGGAAAACAACUCUCCUCUCCCUACUGACCUCCGACCACCCACAAAGCUACUCACUACCCAUCAAAUUCUUCGGCCGCUCACGCCUUCCUUCCCCUGGGCAACCUGGAUUGAGCCUAUGGGAAAUCCAAGCCCGUAUCGGACAUUCCAGCCCUGAAAUCCAUGCCUUCUUUCCCAAGCAUCUCACCAUCAGAAGAGUCCUGCAAAGCGCUUGGGCCGACACAUACGCCAGUCAAGCGCAGAUGACACCGGACCGCGAAAUCCGUGUUGACAACUUCCUCCACUGGUGGGCGCCCGAACUCCGCCAAGGAAGCAGUACGGCAACAAUCGACACCGCAGCCUCCUCCAGCCGCUCCCUGGACUGGGCUGUCGAUAAGAACCAUCAUACCUUUGGCACGCUCCCUUUCUCUACACAGCGGCUCCUCCUGCUGUUACGCGCACUCAUCAAGCAACCCGACAUCGUGAUCCUGGACGAAGCGUUCUCAGGCCUCUCUACCGAGACACGUGAUAAAGCUAUGGCAUGGCUUGAGUACGGCGAGGGCAGAAGGGUCCAAGAAGAUGCGACCAGCACCAGUACCAAAAGUGUGGCUUCAAAUGCAUCGAGAUCUCAGGAAGCCAUGGUCGAUUCCCAAGUGCACUUUUCGGGCCUCAAGCCCACCCAGGCCCUCGUCGUGGUUUCGCACGUCAAGGAAGAAAUUCCCAGCGUUGUCAACGAGUGGCUACGUCUACCUGGCGAAGAAGAGGUCAGCGAGAUGGGUCGUGGUAUCGAAAGCGGCUUUGUCGCUCCUGGGGCGCUUUCCACUCCCGAGGGCUGGAAUCGCGUUUGGGCUUUGAGGAAAUCUUAG
Exophiala bonariae is the source of this 2391-nucleotide messenger RNA. RefSeq lists its product as uncharacterized. The transcript has a single exon. Gene Ontology annotation, molecular function: ATP hydrolysis activity; ATP binding. Bases 1 to 2391 code for a protein of 796 amino acids. Gene Ontology annotation, cellular component: mitochondrion. NCBI's taxonomy places the organism in Eukaryota, Fungi, Ascomycota, Eurotiomycetes, Chaetothyriales, Herpotrichiellaceae. The record is from RefSeq and is a predicted model, not a curated record.